CCCCAUAACUACAAUCUUUCACCAUUCUUUCAACCUUAGCUCUUUAAAUGCUUCUCUCAUUCUUUGCUUCUUUAACACAUAUCAUUUUCUCACUCUCACGAACCACACGUAGUAAAAUAACUUAAAGCUAUGAACAAGCAAGGUUUCAAGAGACUUCAGUUUCGAAGAUGGGGAAAGCGAAUUGGAAGCUCAACGAAGGCUUCACAGAAGCUAGGAAAGUCACAUGAAAGAAGAAAGAUUGUGGCGUUUGCAUUCUCAUGUUGUGGAAAACCUCUUCGCGUUCUCGUGAAGAAGUUUGUCUGGAGGUUGAAAUCACGUUUAAGGUGGUCGCGUAAGAGUGGUAGUAACAGUAUCCAGUGUAGCUAUGAUCUCCGGAGCUAUCAUCUGAAUUUCAACGACGGUUGGUAUCAGUUGAGCUCGAGCUCUACGAAGAAGACGAUCUCGAAAUAGAAAAUGCUUUUCUCAUUAUUCCUUUUCUGUUACAAGUCACAUUAUAUAGUGACCGUUAUCCGGUUUACAUCCGGUUUAUAAACUCAAUUAAACAACUUGUAUUGAACCAAUC
Messenger RNA from Raphanus sativus (radish), 562 nucleotides. RefSeq lists its product as uncharacterized. Lineage: Eukaryota; Viridiplantae; Streptophyta; Magnoliopsida; Brassicales; Brassicaceae. The transcript has a single exon. The record is from RefSeq and is a predicted model, not a curated record. Bases 130 to 450 code for a protein of 106 amino acids.